This is a messenger RNA of Capsaspora owczarzaki ATCC 30864, 10761 nucleotides long. RefSeq lists its product as hypothetical. Bases 1 to 10761 code for a protein of 3586 amino acids. The transcript has 2 exons. Gene Ontology annotation, molecular function: protein-membrane adaptor activity; protein binding. The record is from RefSeq and is a predicted model, not a curated record. Gene Ontology annotation, biological process: signal transduction; nucleus-vacuole junction assembly. NCBI's taxonomy places the organism in Eukaryota, Filasterea, Ministeriida, Capsasporidae.
AUGACUGAGACUGAGACGCGACAACCCGAUCCGGCGCAGUGUGGACCCGCCCGUGCUCCCAGCGCGACCAUGCCCACGAUGGAUGCCAGUGUGCCUGCUGUUGAUGGCCUUGUUGGGCGGACGGCAGCAGCAGCACCAGCAGCGGCACCAGCAGCGGGUGUUUGCACCGCUACUUGUUCUUCUUCCGCGUCAUCGUCCGCUUGCCAUCAACCAGAUCCUGAGGUGCUGCCGGUGCCUGACUUGAGCAGCUGCACGACAGAGCCCGAGCCGACCGUGCUCGCAAUGUGGUCUGCGUCGCGCAACCGAGCCGCACAGACGCGCGCAUUGGACUUUUUCGCAAAGUUGCUGUGCGCGACGACCUCGAUCGAGUACUCUGCCGACACGGACCAUCUGGGACUGCUCAACCACAUUGCAACGCAUGCACAGACACAGCCGUACCUCAACCCGGUCGUCGCGCAGGAAGUCGCCGUCCGAUCGUCCUUUGCCAAUCCAGCCGUCGAGGCAGAGUUUGCCGGCUACCAAGGCAGCAGCAGCAGCCGGUGGAUGGGACUCUCCUCCUCCGCAGCGUCAAGCUCAUCCCGAUCAGGCACUGCGUCAGUCGGAGGAGGACUCGGUCACGCCGCUCGAGCUCAUGCAGGUUCAGGCUCAGGUUCAGGAAACACACCCAUGGCAUUGUACGCUGAAUCUGUCAUUCGGGAAUCCAACGAAUUUGAGCGAACUUCCUCCGUGGUCGAUCUGGCCAACAUGGACGACGACGACGCUAGUUCGGACACAAUGUCGAACGCAAGCGGACCGAUCAGCUCGAUGAUGGAUUCCAUGCACGCGGAAGAACGGCUGCCGCUCGCUCAACUGAAUCGGUCAGCCAUGGGCCAGGACGCGUCUCCUGCUGUUACUUCUGCUGCUGCUGCUGCUGCGGCUGCUGCGGUUGAGCACUACUUUCACCUCGACCUGGGCGACAGUCGUAGCUUCAACCCAACGCACAUUGUACUGCACUUUCGCUUGGCGCUUGCACGCUCGGCCGAUCCCGCCAAGCAGAUGCUUGCGUUUGCGAAAACUCGAGCAACCCUGUCGGUUUUCGGCUCCAAUGAUGGAGUCGCGUGGGAACCGCUGUACGGCUCUGGUAAAAGUCAAGGUGGUGCCUCGCAUCACCGUCCGACCAAUCAAUCGUCUGCGCGGGCUGGAGAGGCGACUGCCAAGGCGGACUCGGCGGCCUCCGAAGGCGUUGGAAGCAGCAGCACCGCACUAUUUUCGCGACGCCUUGCAUCACGUUUGUCGGGGGUUGCCAGACGCGACUCUGACACCAGAGUCGAUCGCAACACCAACAGCAGCAGCGGCACUAUCAGUCCUGCAUCUUCGCAAGCACUGUCACACGAUGACGGCAAUAGCACGUUGAGAAUCCACACGUUCGAGUACUACCGUCACUUUCGAGUGGUUGGCAACGCCGGCCUUCAAUCGGCCUCGAUCGAGCUCUUUGGCGAGUUGAUGACUGUCUCUGCGCUUGCUCGCAAAGUGCAGGCCUUCCAACAACAUCAGCAAUUACCAGCAUCAUCAUCAUCUCCCAACUCGACUGGUGUGCGCCUUCCCGGACCGUUGCACUCUCUUCCUUCAUUCGACGCGACUGCCACCCAAGAAAAUGUCAGGGAAGCGUUGGAUCAUGAUGUUGUUCAUCAUGUCGUCCAGCUUGCAAGCUCUCAUCACGCCUCUGUGCGGCAUGUAGCCGCACGCUUGCUUUUAGCCAUGGGUGCACACGAAUCUCUGUGCACGGCGAUCGCAGAGCACUCUGAUUUGCCACGCCUUUUAGAUCUCGCCACCGCCUCAGCCUCGGCUGCCGACGAUAUUGUCCGGGCUGCUGCCAUUCGGCUUGUUCUGCUUGUGUUUGGCACAUCCGCGGCCGCGGCAGACCGUCUCAUCCAGCUCGGGGCAGCUCCCUUCCUCGCGUACGCAGAAGUGGUGGGCUCGUGCUCCAUCCUCAAGUACGCCUUGGCUCGACUUGAUACCGCCGUUGUCCAGUCGCAUCUGGCGUCGCAAUCGCGCGUGGCUUUGCUCAUGAGCUCCAUCCAAGGAAGCAUCCAAUUUUUCAGGCUCGAUGCCAUUGUGCUCAUUCCCAAGCUCGUCCAGCUGGAUCCGUCGUUUGCGCUGGAAUUGAUGAGCCACAACUUGAUUCCAUUCCUGGCAAGUCUGCUGUCGCCGCUCGCAAUGCAGUUCCGGGACAACGCCAACGAAACGUCUGUUGCCGAGGCGACGUUGAUUGCCAUCCUUGACGCCUUCGUCGCGCUCGCUGCAGCGCAGCCCCAGGCGUGCAUCCCACCCAUUCAGGAGCACGCCGUGGCGCUUGGCAUUAUCUCUGCCGCAUUGAACGACUGGUCUGUUGUUGAACGCUGUGUUGACAUUUUAAUGCUCUUGUCGGCAGACUCGGACAUUGAGGCGCUCUUUUCACGGUUUGAUGCCGUGAACUUUUGCGACAACUCUGCUGGCGUCUCCCCUGCGCUGCGCGCUUCGCAAGUUGCCAUGGCAUUUACCGGUCUGAUACACUGUGCUCUCUGCCAUCCCGAUCACGAGUAUGCCGAGCGUGUGUGGAAGUUUAUUCUCCCAAGUUCGGCGCUCGGCCUGCGCACAUCUUCGUCCGCUUCUUCUGAUUCGUCUUCGACCUCUUCGUCGUCUUUCAGCCCCGCCCGGCUCGACACGGGCCCAUUCUUGCGCGCGUGCUUGUACAUGAUGUGCGAAUCGCUUGGGCCGUGCUCGCCGCAUAUUGUGGCGAACGGAGUGUUUGCGCUGGCGGAUCGGCUCGUCUCUGACCCCCACGCGUUGGCAGAACUCAUCGUGCAGCUGGAAGGGCGCUCCCGGAUACUACCGGCACUGCUGGCAAAGGGUCUUGCGUGUGUGGUCACCAUCGAAUCGCUUGCCCCGUGCAUUGCCAGCUGCCUGGACAUCCUCGAUGUCACGCUUGCGUCUUGGGUGCCGUUCGCCCAGGCGUCUGUCGAUGCCGACGCAGCUGUCAGCUCGGCCUUCCGAUUCCUGCUCGCCGUCUUUUGGGCCACCUGUCAGUCAGCGCCCAAACUUGCGUUCCGUGCCUCCUGCAUGGUCUGCACUAUUGUGCGCGCCCUCACUGAUGCGCAGUUGGAAGUGCUCGUCACUCAACCCUGGCUCGACCACGCGUCGUUCGGAAGUCGAGACGCUGUUGUCGCUCCUGCUGCUGCCCCUGCUGCUCCUGCUGCUGCUGCUGCACAACAAGAGAAGACCAGUUUUAGUGCGAAACUCGACAACCUUGCGUGGGCCAUCAUUGACUCUGCUGUCGUCGCUCUUCACAUGGACUCCACCGAAGGCCAGGAGGAUGCCCGACCUGUCGAUUUCAACCAGUCUAUCAUCACCAGCUCUGUCCGCCUUUGGCAAGCACUCUGCGCACGUGAAUGCAAAGAUCCAACACUCCGCGCACAGCUGUACGAGACCGCCAUGCAGACAUUCAAGCAGCAAUCAGCUGCGGGUCACAUGCUUCGGCUGAUUGAGCGACUCGACUGGCUCUCAAAGACAAAGCCGCUGUCCAUCAUGGAUCACAGCCUGUUCCAGCCUCCAGAUCUCACGUUUGACCUCCCUCCGCCGCCUUUCUCGCUCAUCACGCCGCUCAUCGUGUCCCGAGCUAUGGGAUUGACCAUGCAAGUCAUGAUUCAUGCGUCACGCAACAAGCAUUUGGCGCCCGCCAAAUCAGCGCCCCUUUCAGAGAAUGAUGAUGCUCAUCCUACUGCUGUCGACAAGGCCUCUUGCGCCGUAUCGUGUCUUCUCGCGGUGAUUGACAACCGGCAGCUUGAGAUGUUUGUGGAGCGUGCCUAUGACGCAGAUCCCUUCACCGGUCGUCUCGCGCGAAAACUCCUCAGCGUCGCAUCGCACCUCGUGACGCCCAAGCAACUUGCCUCGCUGCCCGCUUUUGGCUAUGCCUGGGGCGCCCUUCACUACACGUCCUUCUUUGAAGGCACCCAGGCAGCCACCCAGAACCUCGCCGGGUUUAUCCCUUCUGAAAUCGCUCCCGUCUCGUCCGCUGUCGUUGUGAGCGGGCUUCCCGAGGCUGCUGGACCCAUUUGUUUGCCGCGACCCAAAAAGACGCCUUCCUCAGAGGCACCGGAUAGUGAUGGUCAGGCUUUGCAAGCCCCUCCCCAGCCACAGCCGCAACAACCAGACCCGACAAAGCCCGCCGUCCUCACCGAUGUCCGUCGUCUGGUCGCCAUUCUCAGCCCAUCGUCGCCCUUCUCGCACAUUCGCUUCCGCCUCACGGCUGCCAAUGCGCUGGCCAACUUGCUGACCGACUGCGUGCAAUUGUCGUUUGAGCGCAACGACGAUGGACAGGGUUUGUUUACCUGGAUUGGCACAAAAGCUGGCCAGCUUCCCUACGCCAACCCGGUCAUCACAGGCGAGGUCUUGGUCGAGGCAUCCCCUGCUCUGCUAAACAGUGGCUCUGAGGCAGACUUUAUCGCGCGCGAACCCGGGCCAUUCUCGACUGCCGAUCGCUCAGACUCGCUCGUCUACGUGGACGUCUCUGGAGGUUCACGGCAACGCGCAAUCUGCCCAACCCACUAUGCGCUCUGCGACACGGCGUCCUGGGAGCAUGGCUCGUACGUCACCAACUGGGAGCUGCAAGGGCGAGUGGACAAGUCGCACCCGUGGCUCGUUCUUCGCAGACACAUGGACGAUCAUACUUUGUGCCGACGAAAUGCCACGCAGUCGUGGUUUAUCCAAGGCAGCGCUGCGAAAUCGCACCUGACUGGCGUUGUCGAUCAGUACGGUGCUCCCCAGGCCGUCCCACACCAGCACACUCCACAACCACCGUCACAGCAGCAACCUGGGCUUUCUGGAGCCCAAACGAUUCCGUUUUGCUCCGAGUUUCGAGUCGUCUGCACAGGACCGGGCACUGGUGGGCGGCGUACGUUGACUCUGGCCGGGUUUGAACUGUACGGGUUGGUGCGCGAAGGGCGUGGCGCCUCACCCGAGACCUUGGAGGCGCUGGCAAGCCAGUUUGUCGAGGCCGGUGGUGUCGAGCAUGUCUCUCGAUUGCUUUCGCAGAGCCAAAGCAGUCUCUGUGAUGCUGAGGCGCGCGCGGGUCAACUGGCACCGGAAUCUCGCGAAGAAAUUGCGGCGCACUUGGCCGCGUCCUUCUGGUCGAUUGACAGUGGCACAAACGACACGGAACGCCUCCGACUCGCGUGCAUUCGCAUGCUUCAAGCCGUGUGCACAACCGUGGAGCGUGCCGCUCGCGUGGCUCGCGCCGUUCAACCUCUCCUGAACUGCCUGUGUGCCUCGGAAUCCCUCUCGGUGCAAAACCAGACCAGCCUGCUGCUUGCCACGCUUUGCGAGUCGUUCAUGGACUCUGUCGUGCUGAAUCCAGAGACACGGCCGUUUGACGCCAAGGCUCUCGUGUCUGCACUGCUCACGCUGGCAGCAUCUGUCGGUCGUGUGGUGGCGUCGCGAGCCAUCAGCAUUAUCGAGCUGCUCACGCGACAUUUGCCAGAGUUUGGCUCUGCGUUGGCAGAAGCCGGGACGAUUGAUUUGCUGAUUUCAGUGAUCAAGGAAGAACGGACGCGCGGGACGCUGUUGGCCGGUCACCCGGCAUGCAUUGCUUUGUGCAACAUGUGCGUGAACGAAGAGCUGCGUGUCCGCGUCUUGUACCAUGGCAAUGCGCACAUUCUCACGGGAAUUAUGCUGAAUGCACGUACCGAGCUGCAACGCUUGGUUCUUGCCAUCAUGUCGAUUGCUGUCCCUCACGACGCGUCGGCACUGACGCAGGAUGACAGCAUGCUCCGCUGCGGGACAAUGCGGGCGUCGUUCUUUGAGACGUUGCUUGCGAAUGGCGCUCUCGCCGUCAUUUGCGAGUAUUACGAAGCGCACUCUAAAUCGCCCGAAUGGUCCAGGCGCGUCUCUGCGUACUUUGGUGAUCUGCAACUGCCCGAUGAUUCCAACAACCUCAUUGUGGCUCGGUUGAUUGCACAGCUGACUCAGCAUUUGACAGACCAUCGGCAGCUGCUGCAGACGUCCGUGUUAAAUGUUGUAGUCGCCUUGCUCGCAACCGCGGAAGUGGAUGUUCGCUGUUUUGCCACAGCCGCGCUCUUUCAUCUGACGCGCAAUUCGGACUUUCAGGUCAUUGUGGCGGCGCACGCUCCUUUGCGCGACAUUCUGUCCCAGAGCGUUGACGCUGCGCUCGCUCGCCUUCCGGCGCCAGAGUCCUCCCCAUCAAUCGACACCCAACGGUCAGCUCGUUUGGCCAGCGACGCCAUCGCCCAGCCGACCGGGACGUUUGACUCAACCAAGGUCGAAGACCGUCUCAUGCUCUGGACGCUCCGCUGCUUUAUUCGCCUCGCCCUCAACCUGAUUCUUCUGGAAGGCUUUACUGCGAGUCGAUUGCGGCAGCUCCUGACCGUGGCCACUGCCGGCGAUGAAACGUUGAUUCAAGAAACAACGCAGUGUCUCAAGCUGAUUGUCAAGAGCAGCGACAACCGAUCGCUCUUGGUCGAGCACGGCUUCAUCCCUUUGCUGCUCUCCAUGGUGCACUCUGUUGACUUGCGCGCGUUUGCCGUUGAGACUCUUGAUAGCUUUCUCCUGCACGGUCAGGAUAAUGACGCCAGUUGCAUUGAGCUCCUCCUGCACGAUGGCAUUCCGGUGUUGACUCGGUUGCUCGAAGCGUAUGCGACGCUGGACUUGUCGCGUGAUGCUUCCGCCACAUUCGUCCAGCGGGAGUGCACGGUCAAGCGACCUGACGAUAUGCAGAGCACAACCGUUGCGGCCCUUGUCCUCGCUCAUCCACCCUGCCUGCCCGCCCUCAUCUCGCUCGUCAUGUCGCCAUCGGUGCUUUUGCAGCGUGUGUCCAUCAGAACUAUCAUGUAUUUGGCAAUGUCAUCGGAGGUGGUCACGGCGCUUGCUCGGACCGUCGACAGUGCUUGGCAAAUCCAGCGCCGCCUUCUUGCGGCGACGGAAGUUUCACCCAGCGAGUCUACCCGCACUGUCGAGCCGGUAGCGCAAAUGCAGUCGAAACUUGGCACGCGGGGACCAACGAAAUCGACAAGAAAGGCCACCACGGGACCUGGAGCCGGCUCGCAGACGAAAGGCACUCUGGGAAUCAGCAUGCUUCCGUCGUUCGUUCAAGUGCUCUUCCACCUCUGUGCCUCUGCAGAUGAUGAGGUCAAGUAUGCUGCCGUCCGCGUCCUUGGCACAAUGCUGCCAAUCAUUGAUUUUGGGGCGUCCGAGCAAGUCAGAAUCCACCGCUUCCACGCCUUCGUGUCGCACACCCUCAGCUUAAUUGAAGCAAACCACGAAUCGUCCACGCGCCUCAACUUGCUCCGCUGGAUUCCGGUUUUGUUUCAGAUUCUGGCCGACCCGGCGUUCUUGUCAUCGACGGAGGCCUUCUUUACGGUCGUGAUGCGCGUCGCCUCCAAGCACAUCUUGGAAAUGUGCCUCAGCUCGCCGCUCGUCGCAGUGCAGGCGAUUGCAAUGGACAUUUUGCUGGUGGUUGGUGUCAAGGUCAAGCAGCUUGCAGCCAUCUAUCUGAAGCGCAAGCAAGCGGCCAGUUUUGAUACUGUGGGCCUCGGCGAGGUCGUCCAGCUGUUGCUUUCACCGCACGACAGUCUGCGAACCAAAGCGGCGCGAGUUCUUGCCACGCUGAGCGCAUCGGCAGACCACGCCAACCGCAUCGCCACGGAAGGUGCCCUCGACCACUUGCUGGUGCUGCUUCGGCUCGCAACAAACACCGCACCAGCAGAGUACCAUGAGCACCAACGUUAUCUCGCUGAAUGUGCCGAACAUCCCGAUGCUGGCGCAGCCCCUCAGGCUCUGCAUCACGCAAGACUGGAAGCCUUGAACUUGAACGCUCUGCCGGCUGCCCCGUCGCCACUCCAGGCUGGAACUCGCGCGUCCGACCGCCCGUUGGAGACUGCAUCGGCCCCACAACUCGGCCAGGUAGGAGUCGGCUCCCGUAGUGUCGUGUCGUCAGGCGCAGCGGCCGAGAGCCUGUGGCUCCGGCUUCCGCUGGGCUUUGCGAUUGAUGAAGAAAUCAUCCCGAUCGUCUUGAAAACGCUGCGUCGGCUGACGUCGCACAGCCACCUGGCCGAGCGGUACUCGCGGCGUUUGCGAGGCGAUGACCUGUUGCCCAUUGUCGUGCUGUCCAACGGAGCCAAUCAGCAACUCAGCGCGCAAGCCAAGCGCAUUUUGAGCAACCUGAACGUGAACGAUGCAGAACAGCUCCUGGGUCUUGCUGCGUCGACAGAUCCUGCCGCUCAGCUGAAGGCCUUGACUGGCCUCGCAGAGCUGUCCUUGCACCAAAGCAAUCGCGUUCUCCUCGUCAACCGUGGUCUCCAGCCGUUGCUUACUCUUGUUGAAAAGUCUCCUUCGCGGUCCCUCAUUGGCGCGGCGCUGGCCGUGUUGAACAAUUUAGCCAGCGUUGCGAAAUGUCAAGAAGAAUUCCGGGCGCCGGCCUUUGUGCGCUUGCUCAUCGGCUUGGUGGUUGAAGACAAACACACAUGGCGAAGGCAGCAGAAGCGGAAGAGCAAACUCGCGAACGCCGCCGAGUCGUCCGACGGUCGUGCCGCCUUUUCCGCCGCUGCGAGUGACGACUCUGACGCCGAUUCAGAUGGCGAGGUGGAGGCGUCGACAAGUGUGCUUGAAACAGACGAUUCGGAUUGCGAUGACUUGUCUGGCUCCAUGGCAGCGGAAGAAGUCAACAUCCGCCGGUGGGCUUGCUCCAUUUUUGGGCAGCUCUGCUCCCAGAACGACAUCUUUUGCAUCGAACUGGUCGACCUUGGCGGCCUGGAUGCUUUGAACGUGGCGCUGUACAGCAACAACCAGGCCAUUCAGCUGGAGGCGGCGCGGACGCUGCGCUGCAUCUCGACGUGCAUGGAAACUCACUUUAACAUUGCGGCCCACCCUGUCGUUCAGACCAUGUUGAUUAUCAGCUACUUUUCCCGCGGUGUCCCGAGCGACGUGCAUCGACGACUCGGAGCCGCCUUGCGCAACUUGGGUACCGGCUGGGUCCCCACUGUUGUCAAGCGAUGGACACCUGCAGACGUGCUUCUUUGGGUGCAGUGCAUCGGACUUGCCCAGUUCUUGCCCGUCUUUGCGGCAAUGCGGGUGACGGAUGGCGAAUUGUACAUUCCGCCUCAUGCAGUGGCGAGCGUCGCCGCUGAUGCAGCCGGUCGCGCCAACACAGCGCAUCGUCGAAGCGCAAACGCAGCAAUCGCUGCAGGCGGCGGCGGCAACCCCACCUUCACUCAUGCUCAUGCGCAUUCUCAUUCUCAUUCUCAUGCGCAUGGUAACCAUGCGCGCGCGCAUUCUCAUGGGCACAGUCGUCACUCCAGUACACGGCAGAGCUCGAUUCUCUCGGGCAGGUCGGCCUCGCCAAGCAACGACCCGCAAGCCUCGCGCAGGUCGAUCGUUUCAGAUACCGGCAGCCUGGAAGGAGUGGCAUCGGUGCUCGGCCGCCCGUCCAUUUCCGCGUCAAACACUAGCGACCAGCAUUCUUCUCGUCACCAUGGUCAUCACCGCCGUCACCACCAUCACUCCCAUCGUCGUCACCACACCGACCAUCACGGGCAGUCUCAGCAAGGGCAAGCGUCAACGGCUCUGCUAAACGGGAGGGGCCUGCUCGCCGUGACGGACAACGACGCUGCCUCGAUUGUGAACGGGUCUUUGCGCGACACGAGCCUUUUGGUUGAAGCCCUGCACCAGCUGCGUGCCGAGUCCCUCCUGGACGUGGUUGCGCGCGCUGAGGUGCAGCUCCGCCAGCGCGCUGCCGAAUCCACCGUGGCUGAGACCGUGCAACCACCCAAGCAGCAGUGGGACAUCUUUUUGAGCUACCGGCACUUGGAUGGAGACUUUGCUCGGGCGCUUGAAGCCGACCUGAAUGAGAGAGGCUUUAGCGUGUGGGUGGACAAGAACGACAUCAGUGCAGGAAACGAUUGGCGCUCGGACAUUGCCAACGGAAUUGACAACGCGCUGUGCGUUGUAUUCUUGAUGACGCCCGGGUCGGUCCAGUCCAAGUACUGCUUGGAGGAAGUUCACUACGCCUACGAGGCGGACAAGCCCAUCUUCCCCGUUGUGUUUGUCGACGCGUACGAACACAUGAAGGGCGCACUCAAGAUGAUGCUGAGCCGAAUCCAGUGGAUUGAUUUUGAAAAUAUUCCCUAUGAGACGAGCCUUCUCAAUCUCAUCGGUCAAGUGGAUCGCAUCAGACUCGAAGUGGGUCGCAACGCUGUUGACGAGGAGGCGGGCGAAAAUGGGGCGCAAAUUGCUUUGCCUACUUCCCAGGUGCCAGAAGACGCCGUUUCGACUCCGUCUCAGCUGCCAGAAGACGCUGGUUUGAUCAUGUCCCAGGUCGAAUUGGUCUCGAGCGUGACCAGUUCAGCGCUGCUACCUGAUGGCCAGGCAGUCGCAUCCACGCAGGUGGAGGCAGCCGCCGUGCACGCGUCGAGCACUUCCGUCUUGAAUGCUUCUGAAACCGUCACGAGCUCUCGUACUCUGAGCUCUGGAUCUCUGACGCAGUUGCCGGAAGAAUCGGAAGCGCCCAUACCUCGAGCGCACCCUCCCCUGACAAGUCAACCUUCCAGUGCAAGUCUUGGACGACGAUCGGUCAAGCUGCAGUCUACUGCGCCCGUUUCUCAAACAAGCGACGAUAUCAAUGCGCUGAAAGUGAUGCUGCAACGCCAGCAGCAGCAAAUGAGCAAGAUGGAGGAGGUGCUGCAAAUGCAGGCUUCGCUGCUGCUUCAGCUGACGCGAAGCAAGCAGACCAUGUAA